AUGGAUAGUAAGUCGUUAGAAAUAAUAUCACAGUUUAAAGAUGCCCUUGCAGCAAGAAGUAAAGUUGAUGGCACACUAGUCAACACCUCAACGAAAACAACUUCAUCAUCAGGAGGCAACGAUACUCUUCCUACAUACAAUCGAGGUCUCAAACUAAACUUCCAACAUCCAUCACUAGACGCUCUCAAUGCAAAAUCAGUAGAGUACAAUGGUGAUAAAUUUACCGUGUUGACUAACCAUUCGAUUGAACGUGGUAAUUUAAGGAACAAGAGGAAAUGGAGCCAGUUUUAUCGUGACAGCAAUGAGGAAAACCCCGAGGGAGAUGACGAAGAGGACGAAGAGGACGACGCAGUGUGGUCAGAAGACGAUCUUGACGAAGAGGACGAGAUACACCCUUUGACAGAGUCUCGUAUAAUUGAACUAUUAUCUCCAAUCAAUCAUCCCCUGGAACUCGUUACUCACCCAGCCAUUUCCAAAACGUACCAACUGCAAACUCUAAACAAAUUGGCAAUGGAGUUGAUUGAGUUGAUUGAGUUUGAGCAGAACAAUCUCAACUGGUUGAACAAGUUGCUUCAAGUGUUGAAUGGUGAAGAUUGGUUUUAUUUGUUGGAGGAAAACAUUGGAUUAAGAGAUUAUGAUCAUGGAUUGGAUGAGGACAAGAAGAAGACAAUUGCGAAAAAGAAGGAAAAACUUCUGAGUGGAUCUGCCAAAACCAAUGAUUCGAAUCGGUUAAUGAGCGAAGAAGAAGAGCAAGCUGAUCCAUUUUUCGCAUUGCCAACGGCAGUAAGGAGAUUUGAAGCGUUUCAGGAACAAUUGGAUUCUAAGGAUGAAACGGGUGUCAAAGAAGAGCUCAUCAACUACCUACAAGUGAGUAUCCAGAGACAGCAUGAGUAUAUUGAAAACCUAACUCAAUUGAGAAAUGGCUUAGUGCGGGCAGACCGAUUAAAGAAUGAUCUUUACAAUUGGGGACAGGAAAUGCACGAUAAGAAAAGCUCGUAA
This is a messenger RNA of Lodderomyces theae, 999 nucleotides long. RefSeq lists its product as uncharacterized. Gene Ontology annotation, biological process: negative regulation of silent mating-type cassette heterochromatin formation; negative regulation of rDNA heterochromatin formation. Gene Ontology annotation, cellular component: Rpd3L complex; cytosol. The transcript has a single exon. Bases 1 to 999 code for a protein of 332 amino acids. Lineage: Eukaryota; Fungi; Ascomycota; Pichiomycetes; Serinales; Debaryomycetaceae. The record is from RefSeq and is a predicted model, not a curated record.